This is a messenger RNA of Ylistrum balloti, 504 nucleotides long. RefSeq names its product putative sodium-dependent multivitamin transporter. Bases 1 to 504 code for a protein of 167 amino acids. NCBI's taxonomy places the organism in Eukaryota, Metazoa, Mollusca, Bivalvia, Pectinida, Pectinidae. Gene Ontology annotation, molecular function: symporter activity. The transcript has 4 exons. Gene Ontology annotation, biological process: sodium ion transport; transmembrane transport. Gene Ontology annotation, cellular component: membrane. The record is from RefSeq and is a predicted model, not a curated record.
AUGAUUCCGGAUGUUAAGGGAUUUGUCGCCUUAGACUACAUCGUCUUUGUGUCGAUCCUUCUCGUCUCAAUAGGAACAGGGUUAUACCUGGCUUGGUGUAAACCGAAACAGGACACAAUCAAGCAGUAUGUGCUAGCGGAUAGGAAGCUGAGCAUCCUACCAGUAGCUCUGUCGAUGACUGUCUCCUUCCAGUCAUCCAUCAUGCUCCUUGGAAAUCCGGCGGAGAUAUAUAUGUACGGUGCUCCCUUCAUGUGGCAAGCCAUUGGACUAGUACUCUCUAACCUGUUCGCCAUGUGUUCCAUCAUACCUCUCAUCUAUCCCCUCAAAAUCACGAGCCUGUAUGAGUAUUUUCAGCUUCGAUUUCAAAGUAAAGCACCUCGGGUGGUCGCAACUAGCAUGGGAAUCCUAUUCAACGUCGUGUACAUGGGCAUUGUUCUCUAUGGACCUGGCAUUGCAAUUGAGGCAGCUUACUCGUUGUCCAAUUGCCCAACCACCACUUAUUAA